UAGGUAAAUCAUAUAUAAGAGUAAGGAAGUUUAUGUUUUUAUAAUCUCUGUAUAUUUGCAUCAAAACAGACGUUAAGAUGUCACGUUAUUUCCUAGUAUUUGUCGCACUUAUUGUCGUCGUGGCAGUAAGCGCUCCUGGUACUGACGCUCAAGUCAAGUCAGGCAGCUGCCCGCCAGUGGAUCCUGACGCGUAUGGCCCAUGCGUGGAGGCGUGUUCUGGCGAUGGCAGCUGUCCAGGGAACCAGAAGUGCUGCAGUAACGGAUGCGGACACACCUGCAGUCCUCCUAUAAAGAUUAUACCUCUCUAAUUUAUCCUUACCAGUAUACAUGGCGAUAUUAUGUUUUAUUCCAUUUUUAAAAUAUAUAUUGCUUUUAUAAU
Manduca sexta (tobacco hornworm) is the source of this 379-nucleotide messenger RNA. RefSeq names its product WAP four-disulfide core domain protein 18. Gene Ontology annotation, molecular function: peptidase inhibitor activity. The record is from RefSeq and is a predicted model, not a curated record. Gene Ontology annotation, cellular component: extracellular region. The coding region runs from base 78 to 308 and encodes 76 amino acids. NCBI's taxonomy places the organism in Eukaryota, Metazoa, Arthropoda, Insecta, Lepidoptera, Sphingidae. The transcript is spliced from 3 exons. Gene Ontology annotation, biological process: antibacterial humoral response; innate immune response.